Spodoptera exigua (beet armyworm) is the source of this 363-nucleotide messenger RNA. The record is from the annotation of a GenBank genome assembly. Lineage: Eukaryota; Metazoa; Arthropoda; Insecta; Lepidoptera; Noctuidae.
AUGAAGAUGAAGAAGCAUCCGAGCCAUUGCCGCAGUACACAAUUGCAAUCCUGGCUGGAAAUACGGGAUAACGAUUCCAUAGAGCGCCUGGUUGUUCAGGGAAAGGUGGAAGGGACAAGACCACGCGGAAGAUCACCUAUGCGUUGGACUGACCAGGUUAAAUCAGCCGUAGGAACGCGUGUAUCUGACUGCACCAGACAGUCUGCCAACAGACAUGGCGAUGGCGAUGCAGGGAGAGAUGGCGGGAGAUCGUGCGGAGAGGUGUGUCCGCCUCUACCACCGAUGUGGAUGCCUCUACGUGACCACGACCGCUCUGCCAAGAGCGAAACGACAGAGAAGAGUUAUUCAUUCAAAUUUUAUUGA